Messenger RNA from Anas platyrhynchos (mallard), 782 nucleotides. The record is from RefSeq and is a predicted model, not a curated record. Lineage: Eukaryota; Metazoa; Chordata; Aves; Anseriformes; Anatidae.
CCGGCAGCCCCGGCUGGUGCGGCCCGAUGGCGAAGCCCAGCACACGGACGGCACCGUACAGGCAGCGCAGGCGGCACUUCCCGGUGAAAGUCAGCGCCUGCGGGGGGGAGACGGCGUGAGGCAGCAGCACCGGCAGCGGCGCUGCCUCCUUCAAGAGCCACGGCUACCACCUCCUGCAGACCAUGCGUUUCGCCCUGGAGGAGAUCAACAACUCCAGCAGCCUCCUGCCCAACGUCACCUUGGGCUACGACAUCUACGACACCUGCUCCGAGUCUGCCAACCUCUACGCGACGCUGCGUGCCCUGGUCCAGAAGGGGCAGCGGGAUGUCGGGGUGCUGCCCGCCCUCCAGCACUACGAGCCCACGGCUGUGGCUGUCAUCGGGCCCGACAGCACCCAGCUGGCCCUCACCACGGCCGCCAUCCUGGGCGUCUUCCUUGUGCCCGAGGUGAGCUCCGCUCCCUCACAGCAGCAGCCCCAACAAGUCUGUGGCAGCCAAAAGAAAGAGCUCCAGGGGGCUGAUGGGGUGAGGGGGAGUGGGCUUGGGGCUGGCAGCUCAGUUUGUUCCUCAGCACAGCCCUGCUGCCCCCCUGGGACCUGGCUGCAGCUUUGGUCCAGCUGGGCACAAAGCUGACAGGCAGGAAUCGCGCCCAGCUCCCUGGCUCUCUGGGGUUUCUCUCAUGGCAGCGCAUGGCAGAACGUUUUUCAGCCUCCCCAGCUCUAACUCCAAAAGACCCACUGCUUGUGGAGCCUCCCCUUACCACAGCAGCACAUCCUCCUUGUG